GGUACCAGUACUUAAUAAUUACCUCAACGAGUGGUUUUUACGACCUAAUCGUUAAGGAUGAUCUCCAGCAAAGUCGUGAUGGUGCCAUUGUUGUUUGCCGUUUGUUCGGUUUUGGGUGCGCCGCAGCAGGGCAAAGAGGUGCCGAUCAUUUCGCAGGAGAGCGACAUUCAACCCGACGGCAGCUUCAAAUGGUCCUUCGAGGCGGGAGACGGUACUAAAGCGGAACAAAGUGGACAACCCAAGCAGAUCGAUAAAGAGACUCCGGUGGUGAUGCAAGGAUCCGCCUCCUGGACCGACAAGGAGGGCGGCAACCACCAAUUGACUUACGUGGCGGACGAGAACGGGUACCAACCCCAAGGACCGGACGUACCGCCGAUUCCGCCGGCGAUCCAGAGGGCGCUGGAGUACAUCGCCGCCCAUCCAAGCAAGGAUUCCCAACGAUAAUUUCCCGCAUGUCACGGAUUUUGGCUGGAUUACCCUGAAUAUUUAGAUCGCGUUGUAUAUAUAUAUUUAUAUUUAAGGAGGUCGGCUGUGGUGUAUGUAUUUCAAUUGUGCAAGUUAAAAAUGUACUCGUAUUAUAUUAUAUUUUGUAUUAGUGUAAUGUUUUUUUUUUGUUUUAUUAAAGUUAUGCCUUGAAUUUUGA
Messenger RNA from Anthonomus grandis grandis, 643 nucleotides. Its product is annotated as endocuticle structural glycoprotein ABD-4-like. The record is from RefSeq and is a predicted model, not a curated record. The transcript has 2 exons. Gene Ontology annotation, cellular component: chitin-based extracellular matrix. Lineage: Eukaryota; Metazoa; Arthropoda; Insecta; Coleoptera; Curculionidae. The coding region runs from base 58 to 444 and encodes 128 amino acids. Gene Ontology annotation, molecular function: structural constituent of chitin-based larval cuticle.